Messenger RNA from Ceraceosorus bombacis, 2800 nucleotides. Lineage: Eukaryota; Fungi; Basidiomycota; Exobasidiomycetes; Ceraceosorales; Ceraceosoraceae. The record is from the annotation of a GenBank genome assembly.
AUGAACCACGCGCUUCAUCGAAACAGCAGCAGCACAGGGAGCAGCACAUCUGCUUCUACUGCUGCUCCCAAAACUCCGGAGGAUUUGCGUGCAGGCGAAUCGUUUUGGUUUGCAAAGAGUGCAUCGAUGCAAGGGUCAGGUGCAAAGGCUUCCAUGCUCAUGCGUUCGCAUAUCCCCACGGCGCCCUCCAUUUCGCGCCACGAUGCGACGGGUAGCACUUUGAUGGGGAGCGCACUUUCGGAUUCUGAAGACGAAGAGGCAGGCAGCGCAACACGAUCAGCCGAAGCUUCGACGUCCACUACGAGUCCAAGGAGGUCGGAUUCGACGAACAAGUCGAGCGCCACCCGCAUCGCCCUCAAUGGCGAUGCUGAUAGUGCGGUCCGAGGUCUGACUCGUCGCGGUCGACCUCGGAAGUUGUUUCGCUAUCUAAAAGAUCUGGGAGAGGUGCCGGGCGUCGACUUGAGACCUGUCCCUGCGUAUGACCCUAAAGAUGGGAGCAGCGUCCCUUGCUCGCCCCCAAAGCGUGAGUAUGCUUGCUGCUUUUGCGGUGCGGCUUGUGAGAGAGCGUUGCGUUGCUGACGCGAAUACCGAUCAUUAGGCGGAGCUUCUUUGGUGGAUGAUGGAAACGGCCUGAAACGUAGACGCAUAAAGAAGGUGAGCGUGCCAAUGCGAGUGACUACCAUGCCUCUUCUACUCACCCACUAUGCCAUCGUUGCUGCCAGGUCGCAAAGGCUUGCGUGUUUUGCAAGCGGAGCCACAUGACCUGCGAUGAUGAAAGACCAUGCAGAAGGUGGUGAGUGUUCGAACGAGACAUGCGCUCGACCCAUCAUUGAAGUACAAGUUCGCUAUACUCCAGUCACAAGCGGGGAAUUGCGCACAUGUGCGCGGACGAAGAGCCCAUCGCGACUGCGGCUGCCAUCGCAGGACCUAGUAGUCCGCCGGCGAACGUGGAGGAACAUUCGAAGAAGACUUUGAGAGGCAGGAAGCGGAGAUGCAGCGCUUCUAACGCAACAAAUGGAGAACCCCAAAGCACCGCCGAGCUCAAGAGAACGAGCAGGCGCAAGACGCUCGAGCCAAUACCCUCUCGUCCAGCAUCACCCGUGUCCUCUCAGGUCGGGCCCGAAAAUAGUGACAGCUCUAAAUCAGAAACUUUGAAAAUACCUCCGAGCGCUGUGCUCAUGGCAGCCUUGACUCGCGACACUCCAAAUGAAGAUGAGGCCUACUUUGGCAGCGUCGACUUGGCGCACCUAGCCAAGACGAGCUCAGCUGCGAGUUGCUCCCAGAUCUCAUCGCACGGCGCCCGCGACGUCAGUUCUUCGUCCAACGUUGAGAGGCUAGCUGCAAGCGACCCAGCUCCUCUACUCUCGUUGGAUCAACUCUCAUCACCCAAUGGGCAACUGCAAAUCCCAACUGGCGAGCUGUUUUGGGCAGCUUUUCCACAGACAAGUGGAACGUCUGCCUCGGGUCUAGUGGCAGGGAGCGGUUUGACGCCAGGUCAGUUUGGGUUUGGAGUUGGAAGCGGCUUGACACCCUUUGAGACGUACUUGCGCGAGAAUUACCGCGAGCCGAUAGGUGAUCUACUUCUCACCCCAGGAGCUAUGGCGCCUUCAGGCCAAGCGAGGCAACAACAGCAACAACAACAGCACCAUCUCCAACCACCGCUCUUGACUCCUUUGGGCAGCUUUCGCAUCAGCGAUGGCUCUUUGCAGAAUGUACCAACCUUCACUCAGCUCGAUGGUAGCACCAGCAAGACCGCCUCGCGAGGGCUGGAAAGCGGACGUGAAGCGUCCAAUGCCGAAGCUAUUGGACCGAGCAUUGCGUCUACAGCAAGCGCUGAUGCCGGCGCAACGCUCGCCGCAUUUGGAACCGGCUUGCAACAAUAUGCAGCGCUAAAAAAGCCAUUCACCUUGUCCAUACCCUCAACAGUCACUGCCAAGGCGUCCGUGUCGCAAGCGGAGCUGGCUGAUGGGGAGGCGAAAGAGUAUGAGCACCUCAAGGCUAGAAUCGCUUCAGCAUUGACGUCCGACCAGCAUCAUGCAUGGUCUCCCGCCCUUGAGGGCAAAAUGGCACGAGCAUUGGAGAGCCUUCGAGGUGCGAUCUCAGCCAAGAUGAUGGGAUUGAACGAAUUGGAGAAGCAAAGACUGAGCAUCGACUUUGCGCGAGUGCACGCACAUUACAAGCACGCUGUGCUGGAGAGCGUGUCCGCACCCAUGCUGCUGCUCACUAGAUGGGGCCGUGUAUGUGGUAAGUGUGAUCGUCCCGCGAAUCCGCAUAGCAACGCUUGGAGGUCCUGAUGCUGAUGCGCCCCCCUCCCUGCGCUACUGCAGACAUCAACUCGCAUCUAGUUGACCUGCUGCGACUAGACGCUUGCCAAUUUGAUCUGUCGAUGGUAGGCAUGGAGGAUUUUCUGUGUCCUGGAUUGGCAGUACAUCUCUUUGAGGUCAGUCGGCAGCAGUCGAGCCGCGCAUGUUGUCACAUUCGCUGACAUCGAACUUGCUCGACGCUGCAGCAUUGCGCAACAGUGCUGCAAAGCCCCAAGACCAAUGAAGCGAUUCGAGCGACUGGCGACAUUGUGUCGCCAGCAGCUCGAAAGUACGCUCUGGACAAGUCCAGGCUUCCCCGCAACACGCCGGCACCGACGAUGACAGGUCGCGCGCGCACUGCCGACGAGGAUGCCGCGCUCGCGAGAUUGGUUGGGGGUGUAACCUGCGUCAUCUCAUUUCAGCUCGUCUGCUCCGCUCAUGGAGUCCCGCUGAUGGGCGUGGCCACUCUGCUACCCAUCGAAGGGCGAAUCUCUUGA